This is a messenger RNA of Cucurbita pepo subsp. pepo (vegetable marrow), 1874 nucleotides long. RefSeq lists its product as uncharacterized. Lineage: Eukaryota; Viridiplantae; Streptophyta; Magnoliopsida; Cucurbitales; Cucurbitaceae. The record is from RefSeq and is a predicted model, not a curated record.
UUGAGGUUGAAAAAUCAUUGUUUUUUUUAUGCAUUGAGCAUUGAGCAUUGAGCAUUGAGCAUUGAGCAUUGAGCAUUGAGCAUUGAGCGCUGAGAGGUGUUCCACCGCGACAGAGAGAAGAAUCCAUUGAUGCUCUUAGCCCUUCUUCCAAUUUUGGAUAUAAACAAACCUGGUCUUUACUUUGAAUUUUGAACUUUGAACUCCUUUUCUUUCCCUUCUUUUUUUUAAAGAAACACAUUCUUGUAAGCAAAGUAAUUGGGUUCGUGUCCUUUCUCCUGCUUUUCUCCUGCCGGUGCCGGUGGGUCGGGGCCAUUUUUCGAGGUCCGACAGACCCUGCUGCCUGAUCGUCUCUUUCGUCUCUUCACUCCUGCUUCCGCUCUUCUAACACGACUCAGACUGAUAAUAGCUAACCGGCUGCCCAUCAACAUGCUCAAACCAACUGAAGAGGUGGGUAAAGAGGAAAAUAGGAGGCUUGAAGCAAGUGAGAAUAAUGAAUAUGUAAGGCUAGUCAUAGCUAGUGAACCAAGUCCUUUGGAAUCAGAGAUUCUACAGCUUCAUGAUAAAUCGAAAAGCGAAUCAUCCUUCAAGUGGUGGAUCAAAGUCUCCCUAUGGUGCAUUAUUAUUAUAGUAUUUCUUCUUGCUUUCUUCAAGUGGGGAGUGCCAUUUCUUUUUGAGAAGGUCAUCCUUCCAAUUAUGAAGUGGGAAGCUACUGCCUUUGGUCGACCCAUGCUUGCACUAACGCUAGUGGCUUCUCUGGCAUUAUUUCCAGUAUUUUUUAUUCCUUCUGGCCCUUCAAUGUGGUUGGCUGGGAUGAUUUUUGGCUAUGGAUUUGGGUUCAUUAUAAUAAUGGUUGGAACAACAAUUGGGAUGGUCCUGCCAUAUUUAAUUGGAUUAUUUUUCCGGGAGCGCAUUCAUGGAUGGUUGAUGAGGUGGCCGCAAAAAGCAGAAAUGCUUAGGCUUGCUGGGGAGGGGAGUUGGUUUCGUCAAUUCCGAGUUGUCGCACUCUUUAGGGUUUCACCAUUUCCGUACACUAUUUUCAAUUAUGCAAUUGUGGUAACAAGCAUGAGGUUUUGGCCCUAUUUGUGUGGGUCAAUUGCAGGAAUGAUACCAGAGGCUUUCAUUUACAUCUACAGUGGUCGGUUAAUGAGGACACUAGCAGACGUUCAAUAUGGAAAGCAUCACCUGACGACUGUUGAGAUUGUGUAUAAUGUCAUCUCCUUCAUCAUUGCGAUCAUCACUACGGUUAUUUUCACUGUUUAUGCAAAAAGGACGCUGAACAACCUUCAAAGGGCAGAAGAUGAUGGAAAGUAUUCAACCUCCCUCCCUGGCAAUUUUGAGGUCGAGAGUCUUUCCCACGGAAGAUCUCCUAUCAAUGUUAUGAAGGAAGAUAGAGCAGUUGAAGAAGUGGUAGCCCAGAUUACCCACAAAAUAAGAGUUGCUGGAAUACUUGAUAAGGUGGAAAGGCCUCCUAACCAAAGAGAUCAGUUUAGAGGGUGAAGAAGACGUAGAGGUUGAUCUGAUUGAAAGCAUCAAUCAACGAGGAAUUCAACUAACUUGGAGAAUGAUGUGGGUAUGCUUGUCUAGAGGUAUAUUAUAGAUGCCUUUGGCACCAAGCUCUAGACAUCUUCCUUCAUAUAUUGAUGCCAUAUAGUUAAUUUGUAGUCUGUAUAUAUAGAGUUGGAGCAAGUGACUUGGCUUCUCCUCACCUUAGCACGUCUACUCUUACUGUAUACAGAUGCAAGGUGCAUAGAAAUGUACUAUAAGAGGGUGUAAGUAAUCGUCAUACUGAUUGCCCUGACCUAUAAUGUAGUUCAAUUGCUAUCAAUCAAACUGCACUUUCCCUUGCCAUCUACCAGGGAGGAGUUGUUUUCGAA